GUUGUCUAGUUCUACUGCUGACCCAGAUGUGGAUGAUGGGUUACAACGAUGGUGCCGAGUUCAACAUGCCUGAUCCCUUCAAUGGUAGUAGGAAGUUCAGGCCUUUGAUUCCCAGGCCCAUCUCUUCUCCCACCACCUCUCCUUGUAUUGGCCGUAUCAAUGGCUCCGAGUUUGUCGCACUAAAUUAUCACCUCAGCAUGGGAGACCAAACCAAGAGGGAGUUCAAUACACAACCAGAUGUUGUUGUGAGCUCGAGGUGGAACCCGACGCCCGAGCAGCUAAGAACACUCGAAGAGCUUUACAGACGAGGCACUCGAACCCCGUCCGCCGAUCAGAUUCAGCAUAUAACAGCACAGCUGCGUAGGUAUGGCAAGAUCGAAGGGAAGAAUGUGUUCUACUGGUUCCAAAAUCACAAGGCAAGGGAACGCCAAAAGCGACGCCGCCAAACGGAAUCUGCUCAAGAUGAACACAUACGCGAACCCGACAUCUUCGAAAGAAAGGAUCCAGAAACGAAUAGGACAACUUAUGAAGUCGAACAGACAAAAAACUGGGCACUCCCUACAAACUGCAGUACACUAGCAGAGGAAUCUGUCUCUAUACAAAUGGCAGCAAAGGCAGUGGUGUCAGAUGGAUGGAUCCAAUUCGAGGAAGGGGAAUUACAGCAGAGGAGGAGCUUUGUUGAAAGGAAUGCCACGUGGCAGCAGCACAAGAUGCAAUUCCCCUACUCUUGCCUGUCUCCUAUCCCUAGCCCUAGCACUAGUCUUCCCUCUAGUACUUGUACUCUCACGGCGACCGUCGCCCCGUCUCCGAUCAGACCGAUGGACCUGAAGCAGCAGCACUUCUUUAAAACGCAUGAUCUCACCAUCUUUAAGUCUCCUUGCAGGCACAAUGCCAAUGUCAUCGACCACUUCAAUCUUGCUAGAAGCCAUGAAGCUGUUGCCUCCGGGGAGGACUCCCAAACCAUACAGCUCUUCCCUCUUCGCUCCGAGAAUUCGAACGAAAAGGAGAACGAAAUAUCGGUCGCCGCCACAUCCUCGACCUUCAACGUCAGUCCCAAUUACCAGUUUUUCGAAUUCCUCCCUUUGAAAAACUAA
Molecule: messenger RNA, 1094 nt
Organism: Hibiscus syriacus
Lineage: Eukaryota; Viridiplantae; Streptophyta; Magnoliopsida; Malvales; Malvaceae
Product: WUSCHEL-related homeobox 1-like
Biological process (GO): plant organ development
Molecular function (GO): DNA binding; DNA-binding transcription factor activity
Source: RefSeq, a predicted model, not a curated record